This is a messenger RNA of Siniperca chuatsi (mandarin fish), 3449 nucleotides long. It is a transcript of the gene rhot1b, whose product is annotated as ras homolog family member T1. The coding region runs from base 328 to 2310 and encodes 660 amino acids. The record is from RefSeq and is a predicted model, not a curated record. Lineage: Eukaryota; Metazoa; Chordata; Actinopteri; Centrarchiformes; Sinipercidae. Gene Ontology annotation, biological process: mitochondrion transport along microtubule; mitochondrion organization; regulation of mitochondrion organization. Gene Ontology annotation, molecular function: GTP binding; calcium ion binding; GTPase activity. The transcript is spliced from 20 exons. Gene Ontology annotation, cellular component: mitochondrial outer membrane.
CGCUAGUGCUGUUGCAACAACAGUCAAGUUUGUGUGUAGAUUAGCCGGCUGAACACAUAAAAAGCAGCACUGUCUGACUUGACUGUGACUGGCAGGUGGAAUAUAGUAAAAAACACCUUGUUAGUAUCCCGGAUAUCUAACGGCUACUACAGAUAUCUAACGGCGUACCGUCUGUUCUGAACCAGCGUAAACCGGAGCUGAAAUGCGAACGUAGCCGUUAGCAGGCGAGCCAGGCCGAGGAGAGCUGGCUGGCUGUAUCCUCCACCCAGACAGGAGCAUAAAUGUUUCACACAUACCAGUUUACAGAGCUUGUCGACGCUGGACAGGAUGCGCAAGGACGUGAGGAUAUUAUUAGUGGGAGAGCCCAAAGUGGGGAAGACAUCUCUCAUCAUGUCCCUGGUCAGCGAGGAGUUCCCAGAUGUGGUUCCCUACCGAGCUGAGGAAAUCACCAUACCUGCAGAUGUCACACCAGAGAGAGUUCCCACACACAUUGUGGACUAUUCAGAUGCAGAGCAGACAGAUGAGCAGUUGUUUCAGGAGAUCUCCAAGGCAAAUGUGAUUUGCAUUGUCUACUCUGUCAACAACAAGACAUCCAUAGAAAAGGUGACCAGCCACUGGAUCCCCCUCAUUACUGAGAACACAGACAAGGACAGCAGGGUUCCUCUGAUCCUGGUGGGGAACAAGUCGGACCUGGUGGAACACAGCAGCAUGGAGACCAUACUGCCCAUUAUGAACCAGUACAGUGAGAUAGAGACUUGUGUUGAGUGUUCAGCGAAGAACCUGAAGAACAUCUCAGAGCUGUUCUACUAUGCCCAAAAGGCAGUUCUGCACCCCACAGGUCCCCUCUACUGUCCAGAGAAAAAAGAUAUGAAGCCACUUUGCGUAAAAGCCCUGACUCGAAUCUUCAAAGUGUCUGACUUAGACAAUGAUGGGAUUCUCAAUGAUCAUGAGCUCAACUUCUUCCAGCGGACAUGCUUCAACACCCCACUAGAGCCUCAGGCGUUGGAGGAUGUAAAAAAUGUGGUGAGGAAGAAUUUGAGUGAUGGAGUGUGUGACAAUGGACUCACUCUGAAAGGCUUCCUGUUCCUACACACCCUGUUCAUCCAGCGAGGUCGACAUGAAACAACGUGGACAGUGCUGAGGAGGUUUGGAUACGACGACGACCUGGAGUUAAAUCAGGACUACCUCUUCCCUCCGUUGAAAAUUCCUCCAGACUGCACCACAGAGCUCAACCACAAUGCCUACCUCUUCCUCCAGAGCGUCUUUGACAAACAUGACAAGGACCGUGACUGUGCCUUGUCACCAGAGGAGCUGGGGGACCUGUUUGAGGUUUUUCCCUACAUGCCCUGGGGUCCAGAUGUCAAUAAUACAGUUUGCACUAAUGACCAGGGCUGGAUCACCUACCAGGGAUAUCUCUCCCAGUGGACGUUAACAACGUAUCUGGAUGUCCAACGAUGCUUGGAGUAUUUGGGUUACCUUGGUUACUCAAUAAUUGCUGAGCAAGAGUCCCAAGCAGCAGCAAUUACUGUGACCAGAGAUAAGAAGAUUGACCUGCAGAAGAAGCAGACCCAGCGCAGCGUCUUCCGCUGUAAUGUCUUUGGAGACAUUGGCAGCGGCAAGAGCGGCUUCCUCCAAGCCUUCCUGGGUAGUAACCUCAUGUGCCAAAAAAUGAUCAGAGAGGAACACAGAUCCUACUAUGCCAUCAGCACAACCUAUGUUUACGGCCAGGAGAAAUACCUUCUUCUUCAUGAAGUGUUCCCUGAUUUCGAUUACCUGUCUGAUGCUGAUCUGGCCUGUGACGUUGUCUGCCUGGUCUAUGAUGUCAGCAACCCUUACACCUUUGAAUACUGUGCCAAAGUCUUCAAGCAAUACUUCAUGGAUAGCAAGACUCCAUGUAUGAUGAUAGCAGCGAAGUCAGACCUGCCAGAGAUCAAACAGAUGUACGGCUGCAGUCCUCUGGAGUUCUGUAGGAGACACAAGAUGCCACCUCCCCAGUCGUUCACCUGUAACACUGCAGCAGCACCCAGCAGAGACAUCUACACCAAACUGACCACUAUGGCCAUGUACCCCCACGCCCGGCUGCGCUGCAUGUGCACUUGUAACCGGUGCACCUUCUGCUUGUGUCAGAACUUCCUCAACUCUGAGCUGCUGCAGACGGUCAGGGCCAAACUCUACGGUGUUGUACUCAGAAGACACGUGAGCCAAGCUGACGUGAAGAGCUCGACCUUCUGGCUGAGAGCAAGUGUCGGAGCCACAGUGUUUGCAGUGCUGGGCUUCGCCAUGUACAGAGUGCUGCUCAAACCACGGUGAUCCACGGCAGCCGGGUCCAACCCAAAUAGUCAGUCACAACAUUAGGCUUUCCCAAAUGAAAUUUGUAUAGAAAAUCUGUCAUGGUUUUGACGUUUAAUGAUUCCCAAUUUAAAAAAAACUUUAUUUUGUUUUUGCGGGGCGGCGGUGGCGGCAAAUGUUCAUUUUCAUUCCACUGUACAUUUCUCUUCUUGGGGAUAAAAGAAAAAAUAUUUAAUUUUGUACCAAAAUGGCUAAUUUGCUUAAUCGGUUUGUCUGCAAGUAUUUGCACAGUAAUAUAUCUAUAUUUAUAUUGAAAGUGAGGGCAGGCUGCUGGGCCAUGGUGAGUAACAUAUGAGUGAGUUAUAUAUGUAGCUAUUUUUUGGUUGCUUGUUGACUUGAACAUGAACAACUUGGUGUCAGUUGUAAUAGGGAUUGUGAUAUGUGAGGUAUGCAAUAGCAUUGAUGCUUUUAUUAGACUGAACAAUAUGUAAAUAGUGUAUAUAUUAUAGUAGACUGUACAUUUGUUUGUCUUUGUCCAAAAGGGUCUAAUUCAUACUCAAAACAAUGAAUGCAAAGGUAUUAGUUUAACAGCCUGGUCAUGAACUCGCACAAACAUUAGCAUUGAUUAUUCACACUGAUAGAUAUUGGUUUGCUUUUCAAGGCCAAACACUUGGAUGCACACUUAAAAAAAAAAAAAAAAAGCUGGUCAGUGUUUUAUGUGUGGAAUGGUCUGCUGCUCUCUGUCAUGUCUUCCCUUGUUGGUCACUUUAUUUGUCAGCUCGUGCGUGCGUGUGUGUGCUAAGAUAUUGAAAAUCUGCACUCCAUUCUGUACAUUUUCUCUUUGCAUGCUUCAGAAUUUCCAAUCACAUUCUAGUGUUUUAAGACUUACUGUACAAAAAAACUUCUCCACAUUGCUUUCCCAAUAAUCCAGGGAUGCAGUAAAGUGUAUUGACAGGAGUGCUGCUAGGAGAGUAGUCAUUGUGAACUUUGACGUUUUUUUUAUCCUUGUGAGCUCUCCUGAUUGCAGAAGAUGCAAUAAUAUGGCCUCAGAUGUUAAUUUCCAUGCAACUGCAAUUGCAUGCCACAAGGUUCAGUCUGAUGUAUUCACUCAUCCCUGCUUUUCCAAAAGUUUACAAUAAAUAAAUUGUCUAUGUCUAUUA